Messenger RNA from Salvia splendens (bonfire salvia), 2252 nucleotides. Its product is annotated as GTPase HflX. Lineage: Eukaryota; Viridiplantae; Streptophyta; Magnoliopsida; Lamiales; Lamiaceae. Gene Ontology annotation, molecular function: ribosome binding; GTP binding. Gene Ontology annotation, cellular component: cytoplasm. Bases 161 to 1825 code for a protein of 554 amino acids. The record is from RefSeq and is a predicted model, not a curated record. The transcript has 13 exons.
GCAGAAACAAAUCCAAAUAAUUUCCUCAACGGUUAAUAACCACCAAUCCAAAUAAAAUUGCAGAGAAACUCAAUCGUUACACAACAACACUGCUUCCAGCAAUUGAAUCGACUGUUGAUUAAGGAAUUUGAGCUCCUAAAGUUCGAAAGCAAUUAUUAUCAUGAGCUUAUGCUUUUGCUCAAUCUUGAAGCCCUCGUUUCUGAAUCGGGAACUCGAUUCCGUUUCCCGACAUCGAUUGGCGCCUAACCCUAACUUCAAGCCCUAUCAAUUGUGCAAUCUUCGAAUUGAUGAUAAUGAUUUCUGUUCCAUCAAGGCUGUUCACACUGACGGAGUCGGAGUGCUCUACCCUGACGACACCGUUUCCGACCGGACCACCCCGGUUGAUGCUCAACCUCAGGAUCAGGUUGAUGCGACGGCGGAUGGAAUCAUCGGAACUGCGAUGGAAGAAUCUCAUGAACCACCACUUCGGACUCGGGCGAAGAAGAUGGAAGGCAAGAAGGCUAAUUUAAAGGACAGUGAUAAGGAAAAUCGGUUCAAAUUGCGAAAUGGACGGGAGGUGUUUGAAGAGAAAGCUUAUCUUGUUGGUGUGGCGAGGAAAGGGGACAAUGAUAUUUCAUUUGGUAUAGAGGAUUCACUUAGUGAACUAGCACAGCUUGCUGAUACUGCUGGAUUGUUUGUUGCUGGCUCUACUUACCAAAACCUUGUGGCACCCAACCCCAGGACAUACAUAGGGUCUGGAAAAGUGGCAGAGAUUAAGAGUGCCAUCCAGGCAUUUGAUAUCGAGACAGUUAUUUUUGAUGACGAACUGUCACCAGGGCAAUUGCGGAAUUUGGAGAAGACCUUUGGUGGUGAUGUUAGGGUAUGCGACCGCACUGCACUUAUCCUUGAUAUCUUCAACCAGCGAGCAGCUACUCGUGAAGCUGCUUUACAGGUUUCAUUGGCUCAGAUGGAAUACCAACUUCCACGAUUAACAAAAAUGUGGAGCCAUCUUGAACGCCAAGCUGGAGGACAAGUGAAGGGUAUGGGUGAGAAACAAAUUGAAGUUGAUAAGCGUAUCUUGCGUGACCAGAUUGGUGCUCUCAAGAAGGAAAUAGAAUCUGUCCGCAAACAUCGAAAGCAGUACAGAAACCGUCGAUUUGCCAUACCUGUCCCUGUUGUAUCAUUGGUUGGGUAUACAAAUGCUGGGAAAAGUACCCUUCUAAACCGGUUGACUGGAGCUGAUGUUCUUGCUGAGGACAAGCUAUUUGCAACACUUGAUCCUACUACAAGAAGGGUCCAGACAAAGAACGGGAAGGAGUUUCUUUUGACUGACACUGUUGGCUUCAUCCAGAAGUUGCCAACAACAUUGAUUGCUGCUUUUAGAGCUACUCUUGAAGAGAUAUCUGAAUCGUCACUUCUGGUACAUGUGGUGGAUAUUAGCCAUCCAUUGGCAGAGUUGCAGAUUGAUGCGGUGGACAAAGUUCUUGAAGAACUUGAUACAUCCUCCAUCCCAAAGUUAAUUGUGUGGAACAAGGUCGAUAAUGCCAAAGAUCCUGAUAAAAUAAGAUCUGAAGCCAAGAAAAACCCUGAUAUUGUAUGCUUAUCUGCUUUAACUGGUGAAGGACUUGAUGAAUUCUGCAAUGCAGUUCAAGAAAAACUGAAGGAUACGAUGGUAUGGGUGGAAGCUCUGAUUCCGUUUGACAAAGGAGAGCUCCUAAGCACCAUUCAUCAUGUUGGCAUGGUUGAAAAGAUUGAAUAUGUUGAAAAUGGAGCUCUGGUGAGAGCUCAUGUUCCACUCCGCUUUGCUAGACUUCUCACUCCAAUGAGACAAACCUGCGUGUCAUAGAUCGUGACCAUUAAUAUGUUGGAGUUUGAGAUGAAGAUGCGGUUGCAGCUCGUGUGAUCAUGAUCAGUCCAUGUAGCUACUAAAGCAGUGAUGCCUAUUUCUCCAAACUCUCCUCUGUAUAUAGAAACCGUGAGUUGCUUAUUCACUUCAUUUCGAAGCUUCUUGCUCAUAUAUCAGGAAACCUCAAGCAAGGUGGAAAUGAAAUAUGUUUGUAAAUCAUACUGUUGUAUGAUGAUGAACUUCUACGGCCACUUUUACUAGCUAAGGAUGUUUAGAAUCACAAAUUUCUAGCUAAGGAAAUUGUUUCUUGUAUUGCAAUUUCCUCGUGAGAGGGCAAGAAAAUCACAAAACACGUAAAUGACAAGGUGUGGUAAAAGUAUGAUGGAGCACCAAAUAUGAAAGCUUAAAAGAAAAUCCAUUAGCAUAA